Molecule: messenger RNA, 2995 nt
Organism: Melospiza melodia melodia
Lineage: Eukaryota; Metazoa; Chordata; Aves; Passeriformes; Passerellidae
Product: radial spoke head 10 homolog B-like
Exons: 20
Coding region: 115-2760 (881 amino acids)
Source: RefSeq, a predicted model, not a curated record
CUACGGCAGCGCCUCGCACUGCGCCUGCGCGGGAGAGAGGGGCCCGGCACCGGCUCCGUACCGGUGUCCCUCACACAGGGCUCGGGAAGUACACACUGAGACAAUUCAGUAGCUAUGAUAAAAGGCAAGAAGAAAGAUGGCAAGAAGAAAGAUGCUAAGAAAGAUGGUAAGAAGUCAGCUGCUGAGAAGUCAGAAGAAUCUCUAGGUACCCCAACUGAUAGCAGCUUAACAACUCUGGGAGAUUUGCCAAGUGACUCAUUGGGUGAAGAAACUCCAGCAAUUCCAGAGGCACCAGAUGAAGAGCCAGUGGCAGAGGAGCCACCAGUCCCGCCUGUUCCCCUGUUCCACGAAGAGCCUCUUCUUGCUCAAGUGAUUGUUGAAAGCUAUGAAGGUGAACAAGUUAAUGAAUUCUAUGAGGGCGAAGGAUUUAUAUGUUUUGAGGGAGGAAAUACAUACAAGGGUCUGUUUUCCAAAGGGCGUAUGAAUGGAGAAGGGACUUACACAUGGGCUGAUGGAGUGAAGUAUGAGGGAACAUUUGUUAAGAAUGUGCCCACGCAUUGUGGCCGUUAUACCUGGAGUGAUGGCACUGUUUAUGAAGGAUCAAUCCAAGAUGGACUUAGGCAUGGAUAUGGAGUUUUCAGGAGUGGUACUCAUCCCAUUUUUUACGCUGGUUUUUGGUGCAAUGGCAAAAGACAUGGAAAGGGUAAAAUUUAUUAUGAUCAGGAACAGACCUCCUGGUAUGCAGGUGAUUGGGUAAACAAUGUCAGAGAAGGAUGGGGAUUCAGACGCUACAGAUCUGGAAAUACAUAUUUUGGUCAGUGGAAGCAAAAUCUACGACAUGGACAUGGAAAAAUGAUAUGGCUGGCAGAUAACCAAGAGUAUGAAGGAGAGUGGGAGUGUGGCCUGCAGCACGGUUCUGGCAUGCACACAUGGUUUUUUAAGAGAAUGGACUUGUCUAAGUAUUCUCUGUGGAAUGAAUAUGCGGGGAAUUUUGUGAGAGGGGAGCGCCAUGGCCAUGGGACAUUUCUUUAUUCUGAUGGAACAAUGUACAGUGGAGAAUGGGCACAUAACAAGAAGCAUGGCAAGGGCAUCUUUGUCUUCAAGAGUGGUGUUUGUUUGGAAGGAGAGUUUGAGAAUGAUCGUGCUGUGGAAAGGCCUCCUCGUCAAGGCUCUGCUGUGAAGGCCAAGAACCGGAGAGCCACCAGCCCAAGAAAGAAUUUUGGCACUAAAAGGACCGCAGUCGUUAAUGCCUUGGGAAAGAUUUCUGUUCUGGGAUCAGAUCUUGAUUUGGAUGUAUCAUCACUGCUUGCCUUCUUCCCAAGGGAAGACAGAGAGAAUGAAUCACAAAAAGUAGAACUGGCUGUGUUGAGGCAUAUUUCAAAAUUGAGAAGAGCCUACUACUUCUACUGUACCUUGGGCUGUACUUCUUGUGACAACACUUGCAACAUGACUAUGCUGCAGUUUUGGAGGUUUCUGAAGGACUGCAAUUUUCAUCUCUGCUCCGUGACUCUGGCUGAAAUAGAUCGAGUGUUGAGAGGUGAUCAAUCGCCUAAGGACAUCCAUGAUCCAAGUGAUAUAGUACUGUUCAGAACAUUUGUAUGCUACCUUGUUCACCUGGCAUUUCAUAUCUAUCAUGAAAAGUGCAAAGAUGAAGUUCCUCAUCUGCAGAAGUGUUUCUUAGAAAUGAUGUCCAGGAAUGUUCUGCCCUCUGCCUGUUGUGUCCAAGGUAUCUUAUAUUCUGGUGGAGAAUUCUCAGCUUUUGCCAUGAACUACCUUGAGAAAUGCUGGGAAAUAUAUGGAGAUUUUUGUAGACAAUGUCCCACACCUCCAUUUGACUCCACAGUGAAGCUGAGGCAAUUCCUCUGGAUGUUGGAUGAUUUUAAACUUCUCAGUGAACAAUUAACUGCUCCAAUAGUUCUGGAAAUACUUGUCAAAGUUGGUGCCUCUGUACCUGACAUCUAUGGUGUCAACCUGGAGCUGGAGAUGGUUUUUCUGGAAUUUUUUGAAUCUCUUCUUGAAUGUGCAUUGGUGUAUGUUACUGAGGAUAUGGUCCUGAAGAAAGAAGCUGAAGAUAAUAAGAAAAGAAGUAGCUUUGAAAUCAAGGAGGUCCCCAAUGAAACCUCAGCUGUGUCUCUCACAGAACAGGCUCCACCCCAGCCACAGAGACCUGGUGAAGACACAGAGCCUGCUCCUCAACCUUCUCUGCUGGAAACUCUUCUUUCAUUUCCUGUAACUCCUGGAGAAAGCAAAGAUGAUGGGUCAAUGCCAAACAAGGAUGUAAAAGAAGAAGAUUCCUAUCCAGAAAAGGAAUUGAUAGAUGAACCAAAAGAAGAUAAAGAUGAACAAAAGGAGCUGUGCAGUUUCUGGAUGUGUCAGGUGGAAAUCUUUUUCACAACUAAGUUGUUCCCUGCUUUUGAGCGUGAAAUAGUGCUGAGAGAUAAAAUAAAAGAAAAAAAACCCCAAGAUGCUGAAUUAGCUGAGCUGAGAAAGAUCCAGGCUGAGGAGCUGAAAAGACUUAUUGCUGAAAAAGAAGAAGAAGAAGAGGCAAGAAAGCAAGAAGCAAUUGCUUUACAGGAGAGUGUCAGGCUCAGUGAAGAAGCCUCAUCAUCUUGGGAGACACUGCUCUACUGGAGAAAUCUCCAGCUGAAAAAAGAGGUCUCCAAGAGAGAACCCUCACCAACAAAAAGCUCACGAGGCAGUGAGGCUAAGGCAGCACCCACAGCUACCAAGGCAACUGCUGACAGAAAGAAAAAGAAAUAAAUCCUCUGCUGGGAACUGCUGAAGCUUCAAGCAAGUCCUCUUCCAAUAAGGAAAAAAAAAAAAAAAACAAAACCAAACCAAAACAGCCCCAGAAGACCCACAGUUGUAGGAAGCUGUAAGAAUGGCUCAACUGUGUGCACAAGACUUGCUGCUUUCAGAGGAGCAGCCUUUUACACCAGUUUUGGGUAAACUAGCAGGAAAUUACACAAUGCAAAUGAACACAGAUGCUUCUAAA